Molecule: messenger RNA, 1640 nt
Organism: Brassica napus (rape)
Lineage: Eukaryota; Viridiplantae; Streptophyta; Magnoliopsida; Brassicales; Brassicaceae
Product: bidirectional sugar transporter SWEET16
Exons: 6
Coding region: 213-908 (231 amino acids)
Biological process (GO): carbohydrate transport
Cellular component (GO): membrane
Molecular function (GO): sugar transmembrane transporter activity
Source: RefSeq, a predicted model, not a curated record
UACAUGAGCCCUUUUAUUUUAACAUUAGCGUCCUGUCAUGUACUCGUUUUGCUGUCUGAAAGAGAAUUUAUAUAUUUAUUAGUACUUGACCAUAAAUUCAAAUAUAUGUAUAUAAAUAUCCAUUAUGUAGAUAGUAAACACAAAGUUGCCUCUUCUAAUCCUCUUUGACCACUAUUUCUUUCUGUCUUCCUUAAAAACUCAUCCCCAGAGAUAUGGCAGAACUAAGUUUUUAUGUCGGAGUCAUAGGAAAUGUAAUAUCGGUGCUUGUAUUCCUCUCUCCUGUGGAGGCGUUUUGGAAGAUAGUGAAACGGAGAUCGACGGAGGAGUAUGAGUGUUUGCCGUACAUUUGCACGUUGUUGGGUUCGUCGUUAUGGACAUAUUAUGGAAUAGUGACACCUGGAGAAUACUUGGUUUCGACGGUCAAUGGAUUUGGAGUUCUUGCUGAAUCCAUCUAUGUUCUCAUUUUCCUCUUCUUUGUCCCAAAACCUAGAUUCUUAAAAACAAUUACUUUGGUUCUAGCUCUGAACAUUCUUUUCCCAGUUAUAGCAAUUGUGGGAACAAGAACUGCGUUUGGAGAUGCAAAAACGCGUUCUAACUCAAUGGGUUUCAUUUGUGCUACUCUCAACAUUAUCAUGUAUGGUUCUCCUCUUUCCGCUAUUAAAACAGUUGUGACAACGAAGAGCGUGAAGUACAUGCCGUUUUGGCUAUCGUUUUUCCUCUUCCUAAACGGCGCGAUUUGGGGUGUCUACGCUUUACUCGUACACGAUGUUUUUCUACUAGUGCCAAAUGGAAUGGGCUUCUUCCUUGGGACAAUGCAACUCCUAAUUUAUGCGUUUUACAGAAAUGCCAAACCAAACGUAAAAGAUGAAGAGGAAGCCCUCGCUCCAAGCCAACCUCUCCUUUCUUAAACAUAAUUUGUAUGAAUGAAUAAAAAUCUAUGUAUUUUUUUUCUUUUGGCGAGUGUUCAUUGAUAGUAUCUAAUUUGAUUUUACAUAUCCGAGCGUGAGUACAUGUGUGACAUUGAAGGAUUUGAUUAUAAAUAUGUUUUUUGGAAGAUUAUAACGAAUCUAGAGAAACUGUUAUGAUUUGUUGUUAAAAUUGUCCAAAAUAUCACUAAUCAAUCAAACAUUUGAAAGAUUGUGUUAAAAUAACAAAUCUCAUUUGAUUUAAUGAUGAAUUUACAUAAGUUUUCUAAGAUCAGUGUUAUUACUUGAUUUUUACAAAUGUCCCUUAAAUCUAGUGAUAUUGAACUAGUGAUUUUUAAACAUAAAUUCAAGUUCAUCGUUAUUAGAAAUGUUUGAGACAUUGGGUUUUUAAUGAUUUCAAAGUGCUUUUCUAGAUUUUUUAGGGUUUUUUUAAAGACCAAGAAAGAAAAUAUCUAAUACACGUACAUGUAUUUUGUAUACAGAGAUACAUUAUUAAAGACGGAAAGUAAUUUCUUACAUUUUAUAACAGCAUUAUACAUAUCAAACAUAGGAGACAUAAAUGACAACAGGUACACGACUUUGAAGCUUAAGACACAAACCCUAGACCUUAUUCAUGCAUAUGGUUAACCCAUACACAAGCAAACAUAAACUGGUCACGACACAAAAUGGAACAACACGUACAUUCACCGAACUUAUAAGUAUAAUCUGGACUCA